CCUCUUCUCUAUCUCUCUCCCUCCGCCACCACCGCGACCAGCCCCGCCGCUUCAUCGUCCUCUCCAUGGACGCGAAGCCGACGAUUCUCGUGUCGGAGAAACUGGGAGAGGCCGGGUUGAACCUCCUCAAGGAGUUCGCCAACGUCGAUUGCUCGUACAACCUCAGCCCCGAGGAGCUCUGCACCAAGAUCUCGCUCUGCGACGCGCUGAUUGUGAGGAGCGGGACUAAAGUGAAUCGCGAGGUGUUUGAGUCCUCCGCCGGGAGGCUCAAGGUCGUCGGAAGGGCUGGCGUCGGGAUCGAUAACGUGGAUCUGGCGGCGGCGACCGAGCACGGUUGCCUCGUGGUGAAUGCGCCGACUGCUAACACCGUCGCCGCUGCGGAGCACGGAAUAGCGCUGCUUACUGCCAUGGCGAGGAACGUUGCUCAAGCCGACGCAUCUGUGAAAGCUGGUAAAUGGGAGAGGAACAAAUACGUUGGUGUGUCUCUUGUUGGCAAGACACUGGCAGUGAUGGGUUUCGGUAAGGUUGGUUCAGAAGUUGCUAGGCGUGCCAAGGGGCUCGGUAUGCAUGUCAUUGCGCAUGAUCCCUAUGCCCCAGCUGACCGUGCUCGUGCAAUAGGUGUAGAACUUGUGAGCUUUGAUGAAGCUAUUUCGACAGCCGAUUUCAUAUCACUUCACAUGCCACUCACCGCUGCUACAUCAAAAAUUCUUAAUGAUGAAAGUAAGGGGAAGAUGAAAAAGGGUGUUAGAGUUAUAAAUGUUGCUCGUGGAGGUGUGAUUGAUGAAGAAGCAUUGGUGAGGGCCAUUGAUGCUGGCAUUGUAGCACAGGUAGCACUAGAUGUCUUCACAGUCGAGCCACCGCCGAAGGAUAGCAAGUUGGUACAGCAUGAAAACGUGAUUGCUACACCACAUCUUGGCGCUAGCACGAUGGAAGCUCAGGAAAGAGUCGCGAUUGAAAUAGCUGAAGCUGUGGUGGGGGCAUUGAAGGGAGCGGCAGCAUAUUACUACACCGAAUGCGAGCACGACUACCAACUCGCAGGCCCUCGGCGAUCACCAGAACGCGCACAAGAAGGAGCGGCAGCAGCUCAAGCGCGCCCAGCUGCAGGCCAGCCGCGACGCCGCCGCCUCCUGCAUGCGCAACCCCAUGGUCUCCCCUCUCACUGCCGAUUCUCUCCACGCUAUACACAAUUUAAAAGUUCGACAAUAAUAUAAGAGAAACUACAAAGG
This is a messenger RNA of Salvia miltiorrhiza (redroot sage), 1226 nucleotides long. RefSeq names its product D-3-phosphoglycerate dehydrogenase 3, chloroplastic-like. Lineage: Eukaryota; Viridiplantae; Streptophyta; Magnoliopsida; Lamiales; Lamiaceae. Gene Ontology annotation, molecular function: NAD binding; phosphoglycerate dehydrogenase activity. The coding region runs from base 66 to 1211 and encodes 381 amino acids. The transcript has a single exon. The record is from RefSeq and is a predicted model, not a curated record. Gene Ontology annotation, cellular component: chloroplast stroma.